This is a messenger RNA of Leptidea sinapis, 1824 nucleotides long. RefSeq names its product protoporphyrinogen oxidase (gene Ppox). Gene Ontology annotation, molecular function: protoporphyrinogen oxidase activity, oxygen as acceptor. The transcript has a single exon. Lineage: Eukaryota; Metazoa; Arthropoda; Insecta; Lepidoptera; Pieridae. The record is from RefSeq and is a predicted model, not a curated record. Gene Ontology annotation, biological process: heme biosynthetic process. Bases 158 to 1579 code for a protein of 473 amino acids. Gene Ontology annotation, cellular component: mitochondrial inner membrane.
GAUUGAUUGAUAAGAAAUAAGCUAUAAAAAUCAUGAAUUAGAUUUUAGAAUUUUAUGGACAAUUAUUGAACCAAAUAUGUAACAUACUUAUAUUUUAUAAAAUUGUGCCUUUCGAUAAAUAGGGUAGUGUUCUUUUUUUGAGUCUGUCAUAGCGGCAAUGGCUGCAAUAUUAGGUGGUGGUCUAGGGGGACUUUCUACUGGAUAUUAUUUGUUGAAAAAUAAUGUCUGUAACAAUAAUAAUGUGAAACUGUUUUUAUUAGAAGCUACAAACCAAUGUGGAGGAUGGGUUAAAACAAUAAGAACUAAAGAUUAUUUAUUUGAACAGGGACCUAGAACUAUUCGUCCCAAAGGUAUGCCAGGUCUUAAUACUUUGAAUAUGAUGCAGGAUCUAGGCCUUAGUGAGCACAUAGCUCCUAUCAGAUCAGAUCAUCCUGCCGCUAAAAAUAGAAUGAUUUAUGUUAAUAAUACUUUACACAUGCUUCCAUCAAGCUUCAGAGGUAUCUUUCAGAGAAAUGAACCAUUCUCUAAACCACUUAUUUAUGCAGCAUUCAAUGACUGGAAACAGCCACAAAAAGAGAUGAAAGAUGAUUCAAUUUACAAUUUUGUUGAGCGCAGAUUUGGUAAAGAAUUGGCAGAUUAUGCCAUAUCUCCCAUGAUAUGUGGCAUUUGUGCUGGAGAUGCAAAAGAGAUUUCAGUUAAAUUUCUAAUGAAAACUUUAUUUGAACAUGAACAAAAUCAUGGUGGAGUCAUGAAAGGAUUGAUGAAGUCAAUGUUUACAGGUAAUUUAACUGAAGAGCUUGAACUCACAGAGUUAGCUAAAUCUGCUAAAGAAGAGAAGUGGAGUGUCUACACUAUAAAGGGUGGACUCGAGACAUUCCCACUAACACUUAAGAAUUAUUUGACUGAUAAUAAUGUGGCCAUGCAUUUUAACACUUCAGUUAAAGAAAUAGAAUUUAUUGAUUCCAGUGUGGUGAACUUAAAGAAAGAUAAUGGAGAAGUACUAACUGCAAACCACAUAUACUCAACAGUGCCUGCUCAUGUAUUAGCAAGAUUGGUUGAAAAACAACACCCUAAACUGUCAACUUAUUUAAAUGAAAUUCCAUUUGUAACUGUUGGAAUUGUUAAUUUAUAUUUUGAUACUGACAAAUCUCUUAUAACACCAGCAUUUGGGUUCUUAGUACCACCAAUAGAGAAUAGGUCUAUAUUGGGUGUUGUGUUCGAUUCUUGUUGCAUUCCAGAUCAAAAGGGUACUGUACUGACAGUUAUGUUAGGCGGGAGAUGGUUCCAUGAAAAAUUUGGAGAAAAUCCAGCUGAAAGUAAGUUAUUAGAGGUUGCUUUAAGAGAAAUAAAAGCAAUAUUAAAAAUAGAUGAGAAACCGACUGCAUACAAUGUAAGUAUCUUGAAGAGAUGCAUCCCGCAGUAUGUGGUGGGUCAUUAUGACAGAGUUGAUAGUAUAAGAGAAUACAUUGAGAACAAUAACUUGCCCAUUUCACUGGUUGGCAGCAGUUAUGAUGGUGUUGGUGUUAAUGAUGUUAUUUUUUCUGCCAAAACACAAGUUGGUGAAGUAUGUACAACAUGAAAUGUGCCAUUGUUAAGUAGGUAUGACUGGCUGUGUUAUGGUGAUUGGAAUAUAUUUGUGUUUUACACAUCAAUGUUUAUUUGACAUAAAUUAUAAUAUAUAUUUAAGGGCCAUAUGUUACUACUGUGAUCUGUUUUAGUGUAAUAAAUUUUUUACAUUGUUACAUUAUUAAUCAUAAUACCCCACAUAGAAAACAGUGUAAAAUUAUAAUUAUGUACAAAAUAUAAAUAAUUUACAUUGCAGAA